GUUGGUGGGGGGGGAGGUGGCUGGGGGAAGCAGCGCAACUUCUUCUGCCCAAGUUCCAGCCCCCUCCUCGCCCCCUUUCGAUGUGCGCCUUUGGACAUGCGGAGGCUACUGCAACCGUGUUGGUGGAUCUUUUUCCUGAAAGUCACCAGCUCCGUGCUCCAGUAUGUGGUGUGCUUCCCCGCUCUGACUGAAGGGUACGUUGGCUCGCUGCAUGAAAACAGACAUGGUAGUUCUGUGCAAAUACGGCGGCGUAAGGCCUCGGGGGAUUCUUACUGGGCUUACUCAGGUACAUAUGGUCCUGAGCACUGGGUUACUUCAAGUGUGGACUGUGGAGGCACUCACCAGUCUCCAAUAGACAUCGUAGACCAUCAUGCACGUGUGGGAGAUGAAUAUCAAGAAUUACAGCUUGAUGGUUUCGACAACGAAUCCUCUAACAAGACAUGGAUGAAAAACACUGGGAAAACUGUCGCUAUCCUUCUGAAGGACGAUUAUUUCAUCAGCGGUGCUGGGCUGCCGGGUAGAUUCAAAGCAGAAAAAGUGGAAUUUCAUUGGGGUCAGAGCAAUGGAUCCGCUGGCUCUGAGCACAGCAUCAACGGCAAGAGAUUCCCCGUUGAGAUGCAGAUUUACUUCUACAAUCCUGAUGACUUUGACAGUUUUGGAGCAGCAAUUUUAGAAAACCGGAUAAUAGGAGCCAUGGCUGUGUUUUUUCAAGUCAGUCAGAGGGACAAUCCAGCACUGGAUCCUAUUAUCCAUGGGUUGAAGGGUGUCGUACAUCAUGAGAAAGAGACCUUUCUGGAUCCCUUUGUGCUGAGAGACCUUCUGCCGACAUCACUGGGAAGUUAUUAUCGCUAUACAGGUUCUCUGACAACUCCACCAUGUAGCGAGAUUGUGGAAUGGAUAGUUUUUCGCAGGCCUGUUUCUAUUUCUUAUCACCAGCUGGAGGCGUUCUAUUCCAUAUUUACCACAGAACAGCAAGAUCACGUCAAGUCUGUGGAGUAUCUGAGGAAUAACUUCCGACCGCAGCAGAGUCUGAAUGACAGGGUGGUGUCCAAGUCUGCUGUGAAAGAUGCUUGGAGCCAAGAUGUGAUGGACAUCUUAGAAAAUCCAUUUGGCACAGAGGCUUCCAAAGUUUGCAGUACUCCCCCGGUCAACAUGAAAGUGCAGCCUGUGAACAGAACAGCCUUGCUAGUAACUUGGAACCAACCAGAGAUCAUCUACCACCCUCCCAUUAUGAACUACAUGAUCUCCUACAGCUGGACUAAAAAUGAAGAUGAAAAAGAGAAGACUUUCACCAAGGACAGUGACAAGGACCUGAAAGCCAUCAUUAGCCAUGUCUCACCUGACAUCCUUUAUCUGUUCAGAGUUCAAGCAGUUUGCCGAAAUGAUAUGCGUAGUGACUUUAGCCAGACAAUGCUCUUUCAAGCUAACACUACUCGAAUAUUCGAGGGGACCAGAAUUGUUAAAACAGGAGUGAAUAAUGGGCAGAAUGGAGUGUUUGGAAAGAAAAAGAAAACAAAAGGAAAAAAAAGCCGAGGUAGCAUAUCAGUUACCCCUACUGACACUCUCUCUGGUGUGUUUUCUUCCCUUGUCCCCUCUGGUGGUCUCUUCAAGCCUACAGCUUCUCCUGCUUCUUCAGCUGACAUGGCUCCCAUCAGUUCUGGAUCUUCUACCUGGACUUCUUCUGGUCUUCCUUUCUCCUUUGUUUCAAUGGCAACUGGAAUGGGACCUUCAUCCAGUGGAAGCCAAGCAACAGUGGCCUCCGUGGUGACCAGCACGUUGCUUGCCGGCCUUGGGUUUAGUGGUGGUGGUAUUUCCUCCUUUCCUAGCACUGUGUGGCCAACCCGCCUUCCUAGUGCUGCUUCUACCAGCAAACAGUCAGUUAGGCCGGUGCUUACAACUCCUGAGGCUUUAUCUUCUCCAGGACCGGACAGUGAUUCCGCUCUGACGAAAGACAAUGAAGGAGCAGAGGAAGGAGAAAAGGAUGAGAAGAGUGAAAGUGAGGAUGGCGAAAGGGAACAUGAUGAAGAGGGAGAAAAGGAUUCAGAAAAGAAAGAGAAGAAUGCAGUGACAGAGGCUGCCGAGGUACAAAAUAACACUGAGACCACACUAACGACCAUUUCCCCUAAUAGAACUGUAGAGGAGGAAGGAAAUAAAACCAUACCUGGUCAAGAGCAAAACAUUUUCCCAACAGAUAAGAGUCCUGAAGAAGAGGGGGUUACUGAAACAGACACUCAGCCCCAACCUGUCCCCUCCACCCAAGUGCCACCAGCAUUCACAAAUGAACAUUAUGUAGGGCAAAUCCCAAAGGGACCAGAGACAACAUCAAGAAAAGCUUUUCCCAACAACCGUAGGUUUCCAGAGGAAAAUCCAUCGGACAACAGAUUCAUCACCAUUAACCCAGACAAGAAUAGCUCCAGUAUGGCAACCAGACCUUCUCCUGGCAAAAUGGAAUGGAUCAUCCCUCUGAUUGUGGUGUCGGCCCUGACCUUUUUGUGCCUCAUCCUUCUUCUUGCUGUGCUGGUUUACUGGAGAAAGUGUUUUCAGACGGCUCAUUUCUACGUGGAGGACAGCAGCUCGCCUCGAGUGGUCCCUAAUGAGAGUAUUCCCAUUAUACCUAUCCCAGAUGACAUGGAAGCCAUUCCUGUCAAACAGUUCGUUAAACAUAUCAGUGAGCUCUAUUCUAAUAACCAACAUGGCUUCUCAGAAGACUUUGAGGAAGUGCAGCGGUGUACAGCCGACAUGAACAUCACAGCAGAACAUUCCAAUCACCCAGAUAACAAGCACAAGAACAGAUACAUCAACAUUUUAGCAUAUGAUCACAGUAGGGUGAAACUAAGGCCUUCGCCAGGAAAAGAUUCUAAGCACAGUGACUACAUUAAUGCUAAUUAUGUUGAUGGUUACAACAAAGCAAAAGCCUAUAUUGCCACCCAGGGACCUUUAAAGUCUACAUUUGAAGAUUUCUGGAGAAUGAUUUGGGAACAAAAUACUGGAAUCAUUAUCAUGAUUACAAACCUCGUGGAAAAAGGAAGAAGAAAAUGUGAUCAGUACUGGCCGACAGAGAAUAGCGAGGAAUACGGCAACAUUAUAGUCACAUUGAAGAGCACAAAGGUACAUGCCUGCUACACCGUCCGCCGUUUCACAGUCAGGAACACAAAAAUGAAAAAGGGUCAGAAGGGAAACCCCAAAGGGCGACAGAACGAGAGAACGGUUAUUCAGUAUCACUAUACACAGUGGCCUGACAUGGGAGUGCCAGAAUAUGCUCUGCCUGUGCUAACCUUUGUGAGGAGAUCGUCAGCAGCCAGGACCCCGGAAAUGGGACCCGUGCUUGUACACUGCAGUGCUGGUGUGGGCAGAACUGGUACCUACAUUGUGAUAGACAGCAUGCUGCAGCAGAUACAAGACAAAAGCACAGUUAAUGUCCUGGGUUUCCUGAAACACAUCAGGACACAGCGCAACUACCUUGUUCAGACAGAGGAGCAGUACAUUUUUAUUCAUGAUGCCUUGCUGGAAGCCAUCCUUGGGAAGGAGACUGAAGUAUCUGCAAACCAGCUGCAUAGUUAUGUUAACAGCAUUCUUAUACCUGGAAUAGGAGGAAAGACACAACUAGAGAAACAAUUCAAGCUGGUUACACAGUGUAAUGCAAAAUAUGUGGAAUGCUUCAGUGCUCAGAAAGACUGCAACAAAGAGAAGAACAGAAACUCAUCAGUUGUGCCAUCUGAACGUGCUAGGGUGGGUCUCGCGCCACUGCCUGGAAUGAAGGGAACUGAUUACAUUAAUGCCUCUUAUAUCAUGGGUUACUACAGGAGCAAUGAGUUCAUCAUAACCCAGCAUCCUCUUCCACAUACAACUAAAGACUUUUGGCGAAUGAUCUGGGAUCACAAUGCACAGAUCAUUGUCAUGCUGCCAGACAACCAGAGCUUGGCAGAAGAUGAGUUUGUGUACUGGCCAAGUCGCGAGGAAUCCAUGAACUGUGAGGCCUUUACCGUGACCCUUAUCAGCAAAGACAGACUGUGCCUCUCUAAUGAAGAGCAAAUUAUCAUCCAUGACUUUAUCCUUGAAGCUACCCAGGAUGACUACGUUCUGGAAGUACGCCACUUUCAGUGUCCCAAAUGGCCAAACCCAGAUGCCCCCAUAAGCAGUACCUUUGAACUUAUCAAUGUAAUCAAGGAAGAGGCCUUAACAAGGGAUGGCCCCACCAUUGUUCAUGAUGAGUAUGGAGCUGUGUCAGCCGGAACGCUGUGUGCCCUGACCACCCUUUCCCAACAGCUGGAGAAUGAAAAUGCUGUCGAUGUUUUCCAGGUGGCAAAGAUGAUCAAUCUUAUGCGGCCUGGAGUAUUUACAGACAUUGAACAGUACCAGUUUCUUUAUAAAGCAAUGCUAAGCUUGGUGAGCACUAAGGAAAAUGGAAAUGGUCCCAUGACACUGGACAAAAACGGUGCUGUGAUGGCCAAUGAUGAACCGGAUCCUGCAGAAAGCAUGGAGUCUCUUGUCUAAUUGGAAUCUUGAAAAGGCACUUAAUUUGUAGAACUUCUGAAGACUGAGUGAACUUUUUUGAGGCCUUUUUUGCCAGACUCUAGGUUAUACAAUAACCCAAUUACUUUUUUACACUGAUAAAAGUUUUGAUAUUUAUUUUUUGCCAUUUUAUGUCUUAAUGGUAUCCUACUGAGCAUUCGCACCUCUGUUUCUUUCACACAGUGCACCGCAAUUUUAUCUAGUUUGCACUAUAUGAUCAGUGUUACUGCCUAUAAUACUCUAAUACAAAAGCAAGCCCUGAUGUGACAUUCCAUGACAGCAAACAUGCUACUUUUUAGUUUAAAUGCAGUGAAGUUUUGUUAACUACGGUGACCCUUGAAUCUUAAAUCUUGAAUGCUAGACCAGAUGGAUUCUUUCUACAAGAAAUACUGCGCCCCGUCAUACUCCUAAUAUUUAUUGCUUUAAUUUUAAUUGUUGUAGAUCUUCUGUAUUCCAGUUCAGUGGAUAAGCAAUAUUCAUCCUUUCUUGAUAAAAUGUGGCAGGUGAUUACUAGCUACAGUGAAGGUAGAAUAGCCUCAUGGAGCUGAAACAAUUGCUUUGGUAUUGUUUCAGAUUCUGCUUUUUGUAUACUUUGAGGCCUAAGAAUUGCUUCACAUGGAACAUAUAAAAUUACAUUAAAAAAAGUAUAGAACAACUCAGACCUGGGACUUGGUCACGGAUUUUGCCAUUACAGCCUCAAAGCUUCCCCAAUUAUUCAGAAUAAAAAUGUCAGUUUUAGAUUUUAAAACCGCCAUAUGGAAAAGUGUGUUGUUUUUUAUUUUCAUCAGAGCCAAUUCAAUGAAAACUGUGCUACGAUCAAAAAUAAGUCUGUUUUCAGACACAUGAAGGUAGCAAUAUUUUUCAUUACUAGGCUAUUCAAUCUUUUAAACACAUUAAUUUCUUGAACAGGACCUCACACCUAAUGGUAUGUCACAUGGCGAAGACAAGCGUUUCUUAAUUUCAUAACUGUUAGAUGCCAUUUUUACAGGUGUGUAAUUUUCAUAUUUUAGUGCUAAAACAUAAAGUACUGAUCCAUAUUUACUGGUGAAGCAAACUAAUAAAAAUAACUACCUAUAAAAGUACAUUCUUCCUCUUUUAUUUUUUGCCAAACUAAUUAUUUAGUACAAACCUCUUGAUUCCAUUCUCCCUCCCACAUAAAUCAAACAAUUUCCCCAAAUUACAUUAUUUAAACAGUGUUGUUAUCUUGAGCACUUAGAUGUAAUCCCUCAUUGGUUCCCUAAUCCUGUGCAUUUUGAUCCCAGUUCGGCAAAGUACAUAAGUCUAUCCCUAUCUAGCAAAACCCUUAAGCAACUGCUUAAAGCUAAGCACGUCCGUAACAGCUUUGCUAACUAGGUAUGGUUUGCUCUAAAAUUGGAUAUGUUAAUUUGACAGUUCGGAUGUUUGGUGUAGAUGUAAAGGCAUUAUCCCUUAUAUAGAGAUUUAUUUUCAUUAGUUUUAAAUUUCAGCCAAACAAAAAGGGCACUGCAAUGUUUCAGGACUUGCUGUCAAAAUAUUACAACAUAUUUUUCACUUAAAUAUAAAACCAUGGGUUUUUUUUUCCUGUUUGCAAUACACCCUCGCUAGGAUGUAAGCAUCUGCCAGGCAAACCCACUUCUUUGGUUGAAUUAUUAAUUUGGGUUUCUAGAGAGUUAGAGGUAAGCUAGUGAUUCUGUGCAUUUUCAUACAAAAGGACAUUUAAAGUGAACUUUUCAAUAACGUUAAGAGUAGACACUUGGGGCCCAAUCUUCGGUUGGUGUAAAUCAGCGUAGCUUCACUGAUCUGAAUGGAGCUAUGCUACGUUACACAGGUGGAGCAGCUGGCCCUUUAUUUUUAAUGAUGGAAAGAUUUCUUCGUGCUGACAGACCUGGUUCAUCCAGAUUUCUAAGCAUUUGAAAGAUUUCACCAGUAACAACUAUGUCGUUACCUUGAAUUUAUCUGAAUUUAUUUAACCUCUUGAUACUAGUGGUCCAAAAUAGCGUCUGAUACUACACAGUGAUGCAGUCAUACAUUCGUGUCCAGCACCAAGGAACUGAUUAAAAAAACAAAUGUCAAGAUGACUCAGAAUAACCGUUUGGUGCUAGUGCUGUGGAGUGCCCAUCGAUAGCUAGCAUUAGGCAGCUCAGCACUCAGGGGUCAGCCAGUCUAAUACACUAAGAGUUCAGAUUGGCUUUCCAAUCACUUCAAUAACAGGAAUCCUUCAAGCACAUUUCAAGUAUUGCUGCCUGCACUGCUUAGGCUGGGGCUGAGAGCCUCCCAAGCGAAGUUAAUUUGCCAGUCUGCGCUGGUGCCAGACGCGUCAGUGCACCCAUUGCUGGCAGUGGCCGCUGCACCGGGAAAUUCCAGCUCUUGGCACAGGAGGACUGAUCAGCUCACAUCUGAAAGAUCUGAGUUCCUGGGGGGAUAUAAUUCAGGUCCUGGCAAGAACAGAAUGGCUUGCAAAUUAACAGAGGUAGUUAGAGAGUUGAAUUUGUUCAGUCCAUUUAGCAAUCAGUUACUCUUCAUUUCAGUGUGGUUUUGGGGAAGGAAGUAUGCACAGUGGAAGUGGACUGUUUUAAUGAGACACUGCCUGGCUUUUCUUGGGCUGAUUCCUUACAUUUGUGCCAUUUUCUUUAAAGUCAAAUGAGAUAUGGGAACAGGGUUGAAUGUUGAUGAAUGUUUUUGAAAUCCAUGACACAGGGCUUAACCCCUGGGGAAAUAACUCAGACUGAUGUCUUGACUUUUCCCUGGCUUUUUUUCUCCUGGGAAUCAAGAAGUGUAUUGCUAUUAUGUUCAACUGUGCACCUGUUUCCCUGGGGCUGCGUGUGACUGAACAUGUGUUAACAGAUCCUUACGCAUAGAGGUCUGCUGAGACGCUGGCAUUUGUCUGUCUCACCACAGUCAAGUCCCCCACGUGCAGGGCCACACACUGGCACAUCCUUGCUGUCUCCACUCUGCCCCAACACACAUUGUGAUGACAUUUCAAUCGUUAGUACAAUAGAGUUGUGAUGUCUUUCACACCUUGGAAAUUCUCGAAGGAUGUGCAAGUCUGCAAAUUAGGAAGAACUUAAGCAUUGCUUUGCUGUCAACAAUGGUCCUCACCACUUGCGCUCCGGGGGAAAGGGGAGUAAUGGAUUGCAAACAAGUGUGUGUUUUCGGGUGUGCGCACGCACAUGCGUUCUAGAAAUGUUAUUUCCCCAUGUUUUAUAAGUGUAUUCAGCCAAGAGACCAGGCGAGUGAAGUACAGGGCUUUUAUGAAUUGAGUCCUUAGUAAUGACCAAGAAUUUCUGCAAAAGCUUCUGUCUGUUAACAACAUCCAAAAAUCAGUGGCAUUCUCUGCCUAAAGCCCCGAUCAUUCAGACACUUACCUACACGUUAAACUUUACACGUGUGAGGAGUUCUGUUAAAGUCAGUGGCACUACUCACAUGUGUACAGUUAAACACAUUGAACAAGUGUUUGUAGGACCCAGGGCUAAAGAACUUUCAUUCUAAAGCAGCAUUUGUCCUUGGCAUUUCAGAAUGUCUUUUUCUAAAUAUGAAGGCUAAAGUUUAUUCUUUGUGUUUGAUUCUGAUCUUUUAUUCCUCUUCUGUGGAUCCAUUCUGUGUUACUGGGUUUAUUGACUGGAUCAGCAAGGUUUCAAUCCUUUGUCAAGUAUCUGAUUGCUUGAAUCGCUUCUGCCCAGAGUGAUCUAUUGGAACCCUAGAAAAACAACCUUUUUAAUGACACAGCACAACUGCCUUGUUGUUCAUCUUUUUCUGUUGUUUUACACGAUGCAUUUUAUUUAAAAGUUAAAAUAUAGAUAACAGUUUCUACCAAAGAUACCUAUUACUAAUUCUCAGCAAAAAAAAAUCAUAAUUUAAAGAAAAAAUAAUAAAAUGUAGGAGUCUGAAAUAUUUAGCAAUCAUGCUCUCAAAUUCAUUCUCUUCCGCCAUCAACUCCUGUGUUCUGAAGUUUAUGUUCAAAUGGUGCCAGUGAAUUUUUAUAUGAAGGCAAAAAGGCGUAAUUGUAAGUUCACUGCAUUGCUUUUAUUUCUCCCACUUUCUCUCUUUGUUGCCAUUCUAACAAUGUAAACUACAUUGGCUUUGCUUAUCUAAGGAGAAGGCACGCAAAAUGGAGAGAGGAAGAGAAGGAACUGUACUGAAGAGAUUUGGCCUCUACUUUAUCUUUGCUGUUAAACUGUUUUUAGUAUUUUUGUUAAAUAUUUGCAAAGGGAAGCAUUUUCUACAGAAGAUAAUUAAUUUCAAGAAAAAUGUCUUGAGUUUUAAGAAUAAACAUGUCUCCAAAAGAGGAGAGAGUCAAUUUUAUAAAAUGUCACAACUCUCCAACAUUUGGGGUAGUGACUUUUUUUGUUUGUUUGUUUUGUUAGAACGUUUGAAACUAGCAAGCAGCCAUUGUUUCUAAAGAACUAAGCAUUCACGUCUACUCAUAUUUCCUUUUCCUUCGUUUUUAAAUAGCGGAAAUCAUUAAAACUGUAAAUAUUUUGUUGCUUGGGUAAGCAUCUUCUGGGAACUUUGUAUCUAUGGUAUAUAAUCAUAGAAUUUUAUAUUUUCAUAUAAAGCUAAUUUUUUUCUAGUUUCAACUCCUUCAUAGUUUUUUGUGGUGGACAUGUGAAUACAUACUUUCUGUGUAUUGAAGUAGUGAAACACGAUCAUCACAUUCCAAAAAGAAUUCAACACAUGUUAUUUCUUUGGGGCCAGUGAUUGUGAAAGUUGGAUUUUCUUUCAAUUCCAUUGUCAGUGUGUGCAAUAGGAAUUAGAUUUAGCCAGCCAUUGGAGAAGUUCGUCUCAUUGAUCCAUUGGGGGGGAGGGAGAGGGGUUGAAAUUGGUGUUUGGUUUUGGGAAGUUAUUUUUUGUUUGCUUUUUGUUUUGUUUUAGGGUUUUUUUGUUUGUUUUGGGUUUUAUUUUUUUUGUAACUUGAAAAAUCUUUUUGUUAUGUUUAAAACUAUAUCAAAUCAUUCUAUGAUAGUGUUAUUUAAUAUGUAAAUUGUAUUGCUAUACAUAAAAUAAAGUAUGGUUUUUGAUGUA
This is a messenger RNA of Mauremys reevesii (Reeves's turtle), 9513 nucleotides long. RefSeq names its product protein tyrosine phosphatase receptor type G (gene PTPRG). Gene Ontology annotation, molecular function: protein binding; protein tyrosine phosphatase activity. The record is from RefSeq and is a predicted model, not a curated record. The transcript is spliced from 29 exons. Gene Ontology annotation, biological process: protein dephosphorylation. Lineage: Eukaryota; Metazoa; Chordata; Testudines; Geoemydidae. The coding region runs from base 97 to 4494 and encodes 1465 amino acids.